Messenger RNA from Pedinophyceae sp. YPF-701, 1686 nucleotides. The record is from the annotation of a GenBank genome assembly. NCBI's taxonomy places the organism in Eukaryota, Viridiplantae, Chlorophyta, Pedinophyceae.
AUGAUCGCGUCUCCCCUCGGCGUCAACUGCGUCCGCCCCUCGCUCGCCAGCAGCACCCGCCGUUGCCUCUCUCAGGGCAACUUCUCCCCGAGCUGCGUGCGCGUGCGCCACGCAGCCAGGCAGCUCGCGACCAUUCCCGGUCUUUCGCAAUCCGCUGGGUCCAGGGCGGGCGUCGUCGGCUCGGCCAGCGGCAACGGACAAAUGACGAACGCUGAUGGCAAGUCCUUCGUCGGCCUCGUUGGCCUGGCGGUGAUGGGCCAGAACCUCGCGCUGAACGUCGCUUCCAAGGGGUUCAGCAUCUCCGUGUACAACCGCACCUACGCGAAGACGGAGAUGGCCGUCGCGCGCGCGAAGAAGGAGAACCUCGGCGACAAGCUCAUCGGGUUCGAGCAGCUCGAGGACUUCGUCAAGUCUCUGGAGCGUCCGCGCAAGGUGAUCAUUCUGGUGCAAGCCGGGGCGCCCGUGGACGCGACCAUCGAGGCGCUGCUGCAGUUCAUGGAGCCCGGCGACCUCAUCAUCGACGGCGGCAACGAGUGGUACACCAACACGGAGCGCCGCAUGAAGAUGGUCGAGGAGAAGGGCCUGCUGUACAUGGGCAUGGGCGUGUCGGGCGGCGAGGAGGGCGCCCGCAACGGCCCCUCGAUGAUGCCCGGCGGCCCCGCGGAGGGCUACAGGCUGAUCCAGCCGAUGGUCGAGAAGGUCGCGGCGCAGGUCGACGGCCCGUGCGUCACGCACGUCGGCCCCGGCGGCGCGGGCAACUACGUCAAGAUGGUGCACAACGGCAUCGAGUACGGCGACAUGCAGCUCAUCGCGGAGGCGUACGACAUGCUCAAGACGGUCGGCGGGCUGUCGAACGAGGAGAUCCAGGCGGUGUUCAAGGAGUGGAACGCGGGCGAGCUGUCCAGCUUCCUCGUCGAGAUCACCAUGCACAUCUUUGAGCAGAAGGACGACAAGGGCGACGGGUACCUGGUGGACAAGAUCCUGGACAAGACGGGCAUGAAGGGGACGGGGAAGUGGACGGUCCAGGAGGCCGCCGAGCUGUCCGUGCCCGCGCCGACCAUCGCGGCGGCCCUCGACGGCCGCUUCCUGUCGGGGCUCAAGGAGCAGCGCGUCGCGGCGCAGGACUUCUACGGCGUGCGCGGCGUGAUGCCGCCGACGCCGCCGCCCGGCGUGGACAAGAAGCAGCUCGUCGACGACGUCCGCCAGGCGCUGUACUCGUCCAAGAUCUGCUCCUACGCGCAGGGCAUGAACAUCAUCCGCGAGAAGUCGCUGCAGAAGGAGUGGAACGUGACGCUGGGCGAGUGCGCGCGCAUCUGGAAGGGCGGGUGCAUCAUCCGCGCCAGCUUCCUCGACCGCAUCAAGGCGGCGUACGACAAGGACGCGUCGCUGCCCUCGCUGCUCAUGGACGCCGACUUCGCCGCCGAGCUCGCCGAGCGCCAGGCCGCGUGGCGCCGCGUGGUCUCGCUCGCCGUCGCGAACGGCGUGUCGCUGCCGGGCAUGACGGCCUCGCUCGGGUACUUUGACCAGUACCGCCGCGCCGUGCUGCCGGCCAACCUGGUGCAGGCGCAGCGCGACUACUUCGGCUCGCACACGUACCAGCGCAACGACGGCCAGGAGGGCUGGUUCCACACCGUGUGGCCCGGCGGCUCCGCGGACUCGAUCACCACCUCGGGGUACAAGGCCUGA